AAAUCAAAACAACAACAAUAACACAACCAUUGAAACAUAUUACUUUUGCGCGGGAGUUUGACAGAUGCAACUGCCUUUUGUCUUGUGUUUUAUUUUAUUUAAUUAGUUAAUGUUUUAUCAACGAUGUCCGGCGAGACGAGUUUAAGUGCCAAAUGGACGCGACCCGAUGAUUUUAUAAAGCUACAGCGGCUUAAACAAAAGAAGAAACAAUUGGCAGCACGUGUAAGCAGCAAUAACAACAACAAUAAACUAAUCGAGUUAGAUGAGAAUGAUAAGUGCAAGCUGCUGGAAGCAAAAAUAGCGCAGAAGCGCAAGAAUCCAUUUGCCAAGUCCAUAGAUGGCGCCAAGAAGCAAAAGAUCGACGAUCCCACAACAGCAACAACUGGCAGCGCAUCUUUAACGCCGCCCCAGGAUUGCUUUGUGCGUGAGACGCCAACACGUCCACAACCCGCCAAAUUGGUGCUACAGAAGUUCGAUGCACAAGCGUUUGCGAAGCUGUUGCAUCAACAGCAUGCCGCACAAGCUGAGGAAGAGGAUGACGCUGCGUUGGCCGCACGACAGAAGCAUACGACGCAUCUUCCUAUGGACUGGUGCCUGAAGACACGAAUACGUUUCUUCUGUCCCAGCGAACUGCCUGCCACGCAACUGAAGACCUCACAAUUAGCUAGCGGUCUCACAAGCUUUGUGCGCUGCUUCGACACAAAUCAUAGCGACAGUACUUUGGACAUCUCAGAUGCCACACGCUUCAAUCAGUGUACCUACUAUUGGCAACAUCCGCAUCUGCCUUGGCUCACCCUGUUUCCGCGCAGCGCCAAGGAGAACAAUGGCAUCACCAUUGGUGACAGGGAACGCAAAGCGCUUGCAGAGGAAUGGGAUUAUAGUUUUCGUGGUCUCUUCCAGCUGUUGCGUGCCCGGCAGUGUCCCUACUUUUAUUUGUGUGCCAACUCGUUUACGGUGCUAUUUCGUGCGGCUGGUUGUGGAGGACGUGCUGAGAUGCAUGCGCUAGUGACGCCAUCCACGCGAGGAAUGCGGAACGCACUGCGACAAGAGGGCAUCGAGUAUACCAUGCCGCUGAAGAAGGAUGUCAACGGUGGCAACAGCAGUUUAAAUGGCAGUUUAACAGAGGAACCAUCAAAUGAAACAAAGCCCAAAACUGAAGCAGAUGCAACAGGUGCUGGCAAGGAGCAGGAUGAGGAAGACGACGAUGAUGAGUGGCUGGAGAGUUUAGGCGUGGAUGAGCGCGAGCUGCGGCGGAUUCAAACAACGCAUGCACGCAAACUGCAGGCGGCGGAGAUGAGUGAGGAUUUCAGCGACAAUUCACUGCUGCUCAUAGAAGGCGUCGAGUGUCAGGGACUCUUCAGUUAUCUGCUCAAUGCCAAGAGUACGAUCACCAGCGUUGGUCGCUUGGCGGGGGUGCCGCCAACGUUGCUCUCUUCAGUCGCCUUUCCCAAGGCCACCAUGCAGCACUUGGUGCCACGCUCGAAGAAAGUGCGUUUGGAUGGUGUCGAUUAUCACAGCAUCGACAUCAAGGGACUGCUGCUGCCCACAUUCCUGCCCAGCGUUGCCGCGCUGCUCUGCGAGACGCGACAAAUGUUCAGCGCCACUUUGGCCAGCAGCUUGAAUACCUUGUCCUUCAGCAAGGCCACGCAGAAGCUACUGGAAUCAGCGCCCGAGGAAGCGCAAGUUGCUGGCGAGCAGGUGUUUGGCGAACAAAAUUUGUCGGAAUGCGGUCUACUGCCCUCUGUAGUCGGCUCCAUCUGCAGGACAGGCGAGCAUGCCGUGGGAUUGCUAGAGCGCGUUUGCUAUCAGCGUGGAGAAGGCUACGCUUGGAGUUGAAAUUGCGCAGUAUUUUGUGGUUUUGCGAGCUUAUCUUAAUUGUAUUUGCAAAAGAAGUAAUUAAAUGUCUAAUAGCUAUUUCUGUUUCCUAAA
Molecule: messenger RNA, 1929 nt
Organism: Drosophila sulfurigaster albostrigata
Lineage: Eukaryota; Metazoa; Arthropoda; Insecta; Diptera; Drosophilidae
Gene: hd
Product: protein downstream neighbor of son homolog
Exons: 3
Coding region: 124-1836 (570 amino acids)
Biological process (GO): nuclear DNA replication
Cellular component (GO): nucleus
Source: RefSeq, a predicted model, not a curated record